AUGCUAGAGGGAGAUCAGAGUGGGCUCGAGAAUGAAGUUUGGAGGGAGAUUUUCGUUUCCCCAGGAUGUAGAUCUUCGGUUCACAAUUCUUGGGUACCAGUGACCCCAGAGAAGGCAAUUUCAGUGAAGCCUCAUCCGAUCCUUGCCAACCCGUAUGCAAACAACCAGCAAGGGGCAAAUUGGCAGCAACAACAACAACCAACUGGAAUUUCAAGUGAUCAUGUACAAAUGGGGGCUACUUACAAUGGGAUCACUCAAACAGUUAGCCCAAUGGAACAGCAGCAUGCAAAUGGAGGGCGUUAUGGUUACUCUUAUGAUGUAAGUCUGGCCGAGAAAACCCAAAUGGUUGAUCUCAUCACAGGCUCCUACAGCCCAGGCUCCUUCACAGAAUUGCUUUGUAGUGGCAGCUCAAGUUGGAACAACGAUCCAAUGACACAUCUGCUUCAUGAUCAGGCAGCUUAUGUUGCCUCUGCAAGCAGGAACCUGAGCACAAGUGCAGACAUACCAGCAAAUACAGCUCUAAUUCCUAAGUUUCAACCUCAUUUGAGCAACCUAGGAAACAGCUCAGGCAGUUUCUUGCUAGCCAAUCAAAAUUUCAGCAAUGGUUCAUAUCCUUCAAGUAUCUUGAUGGACAGGUCCUUGGCUAUGGAUUUUCCUUCUCAAGUUGACAACAGUCAGAGAUAUUCCAACUCAGUUCAUUGGCUAUAUAGCAACCAAAAUCCCUGCUCAAGUUCAAACCCCUUGAAUAAUGGCGCUAGCUCAUCCCAGAUAUGCCAGUAUGGUUUUUCCGUACCAUUCCUACCAAGCUAUGAUCUAAUAAACUCUUUACCAAGAACAGAAGCCGAUGCUGCCACAUCUGCUGCCAGCCAACUCCAAUUCACAACAAAUCAGGCCAAGACUUUGGAGAUCGACGAGCUUUCUACAAUACUGAAAUCCUUCACAAGUGAAAGUGCUAGUAAGGAAAAAGGCAAGCAGGUGAAAUUAGUAUUGUCUAUAGGGGAUGAAGCAGUUCAAAAACAUAGUGACGGCCUCUUGGAGAACAUUGUGGAGUCAUCAUCUGCAGCCAUUUCUACACUAUACGUGGAAACGAAAGAUUAUGGCAGGGAAGGUGAUAUAGGGAUUGAUAUCGAAACGAUAGAUUCUGGCAGGGAAGGUGACAGAAGGAUUGAUCAAAACAAGACACCACAGCAGAAAACACCCAAGCGAAAAAAACACAGGGCCAAGGUAGUCAGAGAAGGCAAACCCAAAAGGACACCACAUCAUGCAAGUCCAAAUAUUAAUUCAGAGUCUAACGAGAGCAGACCAGCAAAGAGGAAGUAUGUAAGGAAGAAUGUCCAAAAGGAAUCCCCAGGUCAACUGUCGCAUGUUCCAAGGGAGACAAUAGACCCUAAUGCUGGAAAAGUUGCAAAGUCAUGCACGAGAGUUCUAUGUUUUGGUUCUCAAAAGUCCAUGGAUGAAAACCCAUGCAAAGCAGUUGGUCAGCAAGAGGAGAUGAAACAAGGGAACAAGAGAACUUUUGAUUUGAAUAUUGAUUGUAAAGGGAUACAUAUGGGCACUGGAACUGACCAGGUUUUUAGAACAAAUGCGGCUGAGCGAAUCGGUGUACAGAAUGAGCUGAUGGUAGAAAACCAGAUACCAGGAACUAUGAGAAACCCAACCCCUUCCAUGACCCAUAUUCUAAAUAACUAUCCAGACCAGCCCGAAAAGCAACUAUCUGCAGCAGCACUUGCUACAACAAAAGACGUGCAUAUGGAAAAUUUGACUGUCAUACGGAGACAAGUAGAAAAUGGGAAUUUGGAUUUAUGCCAGAGAAGAUGUAGAGAUGGAUACACUCCCAUGCAACAACAAAGAGAUGCUCAAAGAAUAGGCCAUGAUGUCAUUUACGCAAAAACUAACGGUGAAAACCUUCAGAGUACUGGAGAAAGUAUCAAGCUUGGCAGCUGUCAAUCAGUAGUAAAACUUCUCUCCAUUCCAAGUGAAGCCAGGGGAUCCAAGAGGGGAUAUUCUGGAACUGUUGAGCACACACAUCUUUCUACCAAUCAUCCACCUAGUUCAUUGUCGUGCCAAGAUAUAUUUCAAUUGGAUCGCUAUCAGAGAAAUAGUUGCACUCGCGGCAAAAAAUUUCCAGAGAGUCAUAAGAAACAGAAAUCUGAUAAUGGAUACUUGAGCAUAUAUGAUAUGUCUUCUAAAGUUUCGCCCGUUGAGGAGUGCCUGGGAAAAGUUGAGAAAAAAGGGGAAAUAGUGUCAACUCAAUUGGGUUUGCAUCAAAGCUGA
This is a messenger RNA of Prunus armeniaca (apricot), 2274 nucleotides long. The record is from the annotation of a GenBank genome assembly. Lineage: Eukaryota; Viridiplantae; Streptophyta; Magnoliopsida; Rosales; Rosaceae.